Molecule: messenger RNA, 1374 nt
Organism: Symbiodinium natans
Lineage: Eukaryota; Dinophyceae; Suessiales; Symbiodiniaceae
Source: the annotation of a GenBank genome assembly
AUGGCGCAGAAGUCGCUUUUGGGACUCCUGUUCCCGACGCUGAUUGCAGCCCAGGGAGGGGAUUACCAGAAGUACAUGAGCCAGUAUGCUGCUCCGUACCAGAGCUACAUGCAAGGCGGCGGCAAUGGCGAUUUCAAGAAGUACAUGACGAAGUACGGAUCUGGUGCGGCUGGCGGGUAUGAGAACUUCAUGUCGAAGUACGCAGGGGACUUUGCCGGCAAGUACAUGCCCUCGUCAGAAGCCUCGGCCGAAGACGCAGAGAAGCCCGUCAGCUUCGCCGCAGCGAAGGAUGCCGACAAAGGCUCGAAGAAGGAUGCCUCCCGAAGCAAGGACCACGAGGAGUCAGAAAGUGCAUCGCAACAUGGAUCUGAUGGAAGUGGCUUCCAGAAGUUCUUGGACUACUCCAAGUACACGCAGGGCCACGGAUCCCAGGGCGGCGAUUACAGCAAGUACAUGCAAGGGCACGGCUCGCAGGGCGGUGACUACAAGAAGUACAUGGACUACUCCAAGUACACCCAGAGUCAGGGCUCGCAGGGCUCGCAGGGCGGUGAUUACAAGCAGUUCAUGAAGGGCUAUGCCAAAUACAUGCAGCAAGGACAGGGUGAUCAUGGCGCCACCAGCAGCCCUGUCCUCUUGGCAGCGGCUCGCGCGAAUGCCAGUUCCAAGCACGGAGAGAGCAGUGCCGAACACAAGUCUUCAGACGAUGCGCGUGAGAUCUCCGAGCGCGAGCGCGAGCAGCGCGAGCGCCAGCGUGAGAGCGAAGAGCGCCAGCAGGAGAAGCAGCAGUUGCGCAAGGAGCUGGCGUCUGAGAAAGCAAGCCUCCGCGCUGAGCUCGCCUCCGAGAAGGAGCAUUUGCGGGACGAGCUUGCCGCCGAAGCCAAGGAGGCCGCGGCCGCUGCUGCCAAGGCUGCUCAGGCCGCGAAGGACGCCGCCGCUAAGGCCAAGGGUCCCGCACUUCUGGCCGUCGCACCGAACACGGCGGAGAACACGGAGGAAUCCGAUGAGAACGAGCGACUCCAGCAGGAGAAGAAGCAUCUCCACGAGGAGCUUGCCUCGGAACGCGAGCGCCUGCGUAAGGAGCUGGCCUGGGAGAAGGAGCACCUGCGUCAAGAGCUGGCCGAGGAGGCCAAGCAAGAGCAGGCAGAGCAGGCCAAGGAGGCCAAGGAGCAGAAGGACGAGGAAGCUGCGCCCGCAAUGUUGGCAGCCAUGUCGAACGUCUCGAAGCCUACGCUCCUGAUUGCCAGCACCCUGGCCGUUGGUGCACUGGUCGCCGGCUUUGCAUCGGCUGCGCGGAUUCGCCGCCAGCGCCAGGCGCUGUCGAACAGAGCCGAGGACUACCUCAUGUACGUGGAGGCUCCGAUGGCGGGACCCUGA